UUUUACACCUAUCUGAUUCUGAUAUACAGUUCCACACAAUUGUGUAGAUAAUGGCAGCAUCUGCCACAGCGAGCGAAGGAGCUCGCAAGCUCUGCUACUCAAUGUCCCAAUACCGCCAUUUAGUCCCUACAGCAAAGAAAACCAGUACAAUCAAGUUCUUCGUCGAGAACCCAGUUCACUUUUCAAGGACAAGGGUCAAAAGCACGAUUCCCAUCCGAGCUCUCGACCCUCAAAGAGAUGAAGAAACAGAGAACCCAAACAUCAAUGACAAAACCGGUGCUUUCACAUCCCAGGAAGAUUGGGAAUUUUUUUGGAAAUUGGUAGCUGUUUCAGUUGUGGGUGCAGCAAUAAUCAAGUAUGGAAGUGUAGCUUUUCCAGAGAUAACCAGACCCAACAUCGUACAGGCUCUGAUUAUGAUAUCAACUCCCGUCAUUGUAGCUGUUUUUCUUUUGAUCAAACAAAGUCGCGCAGAGAGCUGAAGCUAAGAACAGGAUCUUGAAGUGAAGACUAGGUUUGCAAAUGGGAAGCUUGCAUUUAGACAAGAUUCCUAUUUGGAUAAUGGUUUUGCAAUUGCCUAUUGAAGACUUGGGUCCCUAAUGGUAGUCAUCCUUUCAAAACUUUUAAGUGACCAUUUCAACAAUAAUAUUUAUUUAAGUGCUUUAGCUUUUGCAAAA
Messenger RNA from Quercus robur (English oak), 674 nucleotides. RefSeq lists its product as uncharacterized. The coding region runs from base 51 to 479 and encodes 142 amino acids. Gene Ontology annotation, cellular component: chloroplast. NCBI's taxonomy places the organism in Eukaryota, Viridiplantae, Streptophyta, Magnoliopsida, Fagales, Fagaceae. The record is from RefSeq and is a predicted model, not a curated record. The transcript has 3 exons.